CUCGACUGUUGGCACGCCCCAAUUUUGGAAUCGCUGCUUGAACCACAAGCAAGGGGAAGCGCCUGAUCCGAUCCUAGCCUGGAAAUCGAUUUUUGCGCCCAGUCCUCAUCUUGAACAGCUUCCCGAUGGCCCUGAUCUGAUCUGCUCCACCAAACUUUUGUUUCGUUUUUUUUGUUUCUCUUUUUUGUUGCUUUUUUGCUUUCUUGUGCGCACAGCCAAUUUAUCUCAGGCUUAGAUGCAGCGCGUAUUCCGUUUACCGUGUCUCGCUCUGAAUGCAGGGCUUCUCUGCCAGCUUUCCAAACGCCACAUUGCGCAUUCUUGUCGGAUCCAGCGCGCUCGCACUUGCACCCGCACUUGCACUCGCUCGAACAGCAGCAGCAGCAGCGCAUCACACGCCGCCCCUAUUUUCCCUAUGAGCGGUGAGAUCAUCGAAUACCUUGCACCGCAGAAAGACAAGGUCUACUUGGACGGCACGUUUGGCGAGGGCGGCUACACCAAGCGCAUUCUUGACGAGGCUGCCUGCCAUGUGGUUGCCAUUGACCAGGAUCCCUGUGCUGUGACAAGGCGCGUAGGCUGGCCGAGCCUCGAGCGGUCAUUUGACGGAAUAGUCCUCGACAUUGGCCUGAGCUCAAGCCAGCUCGCAUCGGAUCGCGGGUUCUCAUUCCAGAGGGACUGCCCACUCGACAUGCGCAUGUCGUCGACUGCAGCGCACGGGUCGCUCCGGCGCCUGAUUCCAGCGGACGUCGUUGUCAACCAGUUCUCCGGAGACAAGCUCAACAGCAUAUUUAAACAAUUUGGCCAGGAGCGCUUUUCUCGCCUGAUAGUCAAGGAGAUCGAGAAGAGGCGCGCCAAGGCGCCAAUCAUGACAACCCACCAGCUCGUCGAUGCGGUCGUUGCCGCGAGCCUGCGCAUCUACGUCAACGACGAGUUGGGCCAGCUGCAGUCUGCGCUUGCGUCUGCCACCAGGAUGCUUAACCCGGGCGGGCGCCUGGUUGUGGUGAUGCAUCGUCAAGAACACUUUCGCGCGCUGGCAGAGGAACAGCCAGCUAAGCUAUUGUUCGAAGAGGACGAGUAUGAAGAUGCUGCUGUGACCGAUACUGAGACCGAGACCGAGACCGAUACGGAGAUCUACAGCGACGCUGGCACUGUGCCAUGUGUAUUUCGUCUUGUGACAAAACGUGUCGUCAGGCCGUCGGCAGAGGAGAUUGAGCGCAAUCCACGCUCGCGCUCGGCCAAGUUGCGGACCAUUGAGCGCGUCAAAUGACAAAAAAAUGCGUGGAUUUUUUAGUGUACAUAUCAAGCCAAGCCUUGCUGCCUGCUGCUUGUUCCCCCACGUGAUCUUUGUUUUUUUGCCUCUGACGUGGCAAAAUAUAUCUCGCCUGAGCCAAAAGAAAAGAAAAGAAAAAACAAGAUUCAGCUGGGCCUUCUUUUUACUUUCCUCUAUUUUUGAGCUUUUCACUUGAUACGCC
This is a messenger RNA of Kickxella alabastrina, 1469 nucleotides long. RefSeq names its product MraW methylase family-domain-containing protein. The transcript is spliced from 5 exons. The coding region runs from base 236 to 1264 and encodes 342 amino acids. Lineage: Eukaryota; Fungi; Kickxellomycota; Kickxellomycetes; Kickxellales; Kickxellaceae. Gene Ontology annotation, molecular function: rRNA (cytosine-N4-)-methyltransferase activity. The record is from RefSeq and is a predicted model, not a curated record. Gene Ontology annotation, biological process: rRNA base methylation.